Rotaria sp. Silwood1 is the source of this 348-nucleotide messenger RNA. NCBI's taxonomy places the organism in Eukaryota, Metazoa, Rotifera, Eurotatoria, Philodinida, Philodinidae. The record is from the annotation of a GenBank genome assembly.
AUGAUGACUCAUCAAUCAAUGGAACUCAACAACGAUGAAAGUUCAACUGAUGAUGAAGUCAUGAAAGAAGGUUCUCCUGUCAAUGAUGACAAAAUUGAUGAUGAUGCUGUCAAGGUGGAAUUUAAUGAUCUGAAUGAAGAAGAGAAAGAGAAUCCUCAUAUGGACAGUGGUAUCAUAGCUGAGUCAAAUGACAAUGAUGAAUCACCAUGUACUGAUGAAUCAACUGAUCCUGAAUCGAUGGAAGAAGAUACAGGCCAUGCUUUGUAUGAACUCGAACACCAGAAAGACAAAGCAAUGGAAGAAAUAUCAAAAAUAUUCGAACUAUUGGACAUAGAUCCGAAUCCAUGA